Populus nigra (black poplar) is the source of this 893-nucleotide messenger RNA. RefSeq lists its product as uncharacterized. The transcript has 5 exons. Gene Ontology annotation, cellular component: cytoplasm; TRAPP complex; nucleus. Lineage: Eukaryota; Viridiplantae; Streptophyta; Magnoliopsida; Malpighiales; Salicaceae. The coding region runs from base 117 to 548 and encodes 143 amino acids. Gene Ontology annotation, biological process: endoplasmic reticulum to Golgi vesicle-mediated transport. The record is from RefSeq and is a predicted model, not a curated record.
UUAUCAAUGUAAGCUUUCCUGUAUUUUUCAAAGAAGGAAAGGAGUAGGAGAAAAAUCAUUCCAAAGCCUGAAGUCUGAGAGAUUCAGUACCCUGAAAGAAGCAGUGACCGGAGAAGAUGAUCGUGUGUGUCGCGGUCGUCGGUCAUCAGAACAAUCCACUGUACAUACAGAGUUUUACUGAAGCAGAUGAUGCACUCAAGCUCCACCACAUAGUUCACUGCUCCCUUGACGUUGUUGAUGAGCGAGUGAAUAAUCCAAAGAAAUCUGGGCUGACAUUGAAUGAGACAUUUCUUGGAUUGCUUUAUCCAACCGAGAAUUAUAAAGUGUAUGGUUAUUUGACCAACACGAAGGUGAAAUUCAUCUUGGUCACAACUGAUUUAGAUGUCAGAGAUGCAGACGUCAGAAAUUUUUUUCGGAGAUUCCAUGCUGCAUAUGUGGAUGCAGUUUCAAACCCUUUUCACGUCCCGGGUAAAAAGAUCACGUCCAGAACUUUUGCAGAGAGAGUAAGCAACAUCGUCAAGUCAUUUGGUUUGAGCUCAGCAGGCUAAAUUUAGCCACUUCCACUUCUAAACCUGCUGGAUUCCUUCAUGCAACCAUUGGAUAUUGCCAUUUUCUUUUCAAUACCCUUUUCAUGCUCUCUGCUUCGGCUAGUAAGUGAACAAAUAUAUUGUACUAAAUUGGAAUCUGAGUUGCAGCUAAGAAAAAACAAGUGAUUUUACCUCUUAGUUAGAGAUGGUUCAUUUUUAUUUUUGUGCGUAUUAUUCUUGAAAAAACUUGACAAAAAUCACAAAUGUAUCUUCAUGUGUUAUCUUUUCGUUCUAUAUUUUGAUGUAUGCUAUAUUUACUAUGACAUUAUUUGCAAUUAUGUUAAACGAUUAGUUGACUGGCUCCCA